Molecule: messenger RNA, 975 nt
Organism: Coccinella septempunctata (seven-spotted ladybird)
Lineage: Eukaryota; Metazoa; Arthropoda; Insecta; Coleoptera; Coccinellidae
Product: brain-specific serine protease 4-like
Exons: 1
Coding region: 1-975 (324 amino acids)
Biological process (GO): proteolysis
Molecular function (GO): serine-type endopeptidase activity
Source: RefSeq, a predicted model, not a curated record
AUGUUUUGUUUCCUUAUAUUUUUUUCCAUAUUCCUCGUGAAAUUCCACUCUCAAGCAUUUGGUCCGCGUGCACUGAACAUAGAAACUUGCAAAAAUCAGUCACAAUACAGCUGGAUAGUAUCGAUUCAACGGAAUGAGAGUCACACUUGCAAUGGCUUGAUCCUGGGAAGUAAUGCCAUUCUCACUACUGCGUUAUGUUGCACGGAAAAACUGGAAUGCUCCGAAAAAGGACCCAACCCGCAUCUCCGAAUUUUAAGCACGGUCGCUGCCAAAACAGGCUUUCCAUCAAAAGAGACCUGUAGAAUAGCUGAUGUGGCGAGAUGCGUUUUGCAUCCUAGCUACGUAAAAAAGGAUUACUUGAUCGAGUUCGAUUACGCGGUUAUAGUUUUAACUGAUAAUUUAGCAUCCUACACGAUAGCUCCUUUUUACGAGGACAAGCAAUCGAAGGAGGAUUUCUCGAAAUAUUGUACCAAUGCGAUGGUCACCGGAUGGUGGUAUCACUUCAAACAGGAACUACCAAACGCCCCACUGGAAUGCUUUCCGGUCACCGUCAGACACAUGAAACGAUGUGAAGAAGUUGCGACGUUUGUCUAUCUCAGAAGGCCGAAAAAUAUCACUUUGACUUGCAGCUACGACGCUUCCAACAGAUACGAGGUUUGUUCCGGCUUUUAUGGAGCACCCUUAAUGUGUGCGGGAAAGGUGAUUGGGAUGAUUUCGCAUAAAUUCAAUUUCUCAGAACAGUGCGUUCAGGUUUCCCCCUUCUAUUAUGCCAGGAUGGAUUGGUGUUACGAAUUCAAGAAUAGAUUCAUGACGAAAAACUCGCAAAGGGGAAGAAGAAGUUCUUUAGGUACUGACGAAUGUCCUGGUUCAGAAAAAUGUGCGUCCCUAGCCCUAUCCGGGAUGUCAUGCCUGAUGAUUCUUUCCUUCGCUAUGUGCAAUAUAUUGCUGUCAUUGGGCUGGUAUAAUAUUUCUUAA